Molecule: messenger RNA, 710 nt
Organism: Cajanus cajan (pigeon pea)
Lineage: Eukaryota; Viridiplantae; Streptophyta; Magnoliopsida; Fabales; Fabaceae
Source: RefSeq, a predicted model, not a curated record
AUGGCGACAACUCCUAUCACCUGCAACCAUACUCAUCAUGCACUUCCCUGCUUCCUCACACGCUGCAAUUCCACUACCAUCACAUUUUCUCGCACAAAAUAUCCCCCUUCUACUUCUCUACUCUCUCAGUUUCGCGUAUUUUGCCAAUCCAAGUUGGAGCAGGCAAUUUUGGAUUUUGCAGAAGGCUUGAGAGUUAUUGGGAUUAAACCUGAAGAGAAGGUUGCACUUUUUUUGGAUAAUUCAUGUCGUUGGCUUGUAGCAGAUCAAGGUAUGAUGGCAAGUGGAGCAAUCAAUGUGGUAAGAGGCUCAAGGUCAUCAGUUGAAGAGCUAUUACAAAUAUACAACCACUCUGAAAGUGUUGCACUAGUGGUGGAUAACCCUGAAAUGUUUAACCGGGUUGCAAACACAUUUUAUUCAAGGACUAGCAUGAGGUUUGUUGUUUUGCUUUGGGGAGAAAAAUCAGACCUGGUUGGUCAAGAAAACAAGCACGUGCCAGUGUUUACUUUCAUGGAAGUCAUAAAUUUGGGACGAGAGAGUCGCCAGGCAUUGUCUAAUACUCAUGAUGCUGGUAAGUAUCAGGCUCUUACUAAGAAUUAGGUUUCAAGUAUAGAUAAAUAUGAUAAAUUUUGGUUUCAGUUAUUUAUUUAUUUAUUCUUUUUUUAAUGCUCAUAGAUUUAAUAUUUUAAAAAUGAAUCUUAAUUUUUUAGUGC